AUGGACAGCACAUCCCAGAUUUGUCAGUCCAGACUGCCAGACAACACCGCUUUGAAGCAGCAGCAAUUACCCGCCUACCAGCUCCAGCUCUCCGCCACCAAGGUCCUCUCUGGCUUUUUUAUCACAGGAGCAUUCUGCCUUGGCAUGGGCAUCAUCCUUAUAUUGUCUGCAAAGAGCACCAAGGAGAUAGAGAUCAAUUACACAAAUAUAUGUGCAGAUUGUGCAAAACUGCGGGAAAAUGCCAUUAAUUUUGACAAAGAAUGCACCUGCUCUAUUCCUUUCUACCUUCCAGAGACAAUGCAGGGUAAUGUUUACAUGUACUACAAAUUAUAUGGCUUCUAUCAGAACCUCUCUCCAUAUGUUCUAUCCAGAAGUAAUAGCCAACUGAUGGGUAGAGAUAUAAAGGAUGUUGGAAACUGUGCUCCAUUCAGUGCGUCCCAAAAUGGGACCCCCAUCGCUCCUUGUGGUGCUAUUGCCAACAGCAUAUUCAAUGACACCAUUAUUCUUUCAUACAAUCUUAAUUCAUCUAUACAUAUCAAAGUCCCAUUGCUAUCAAGUGGAAUUGCAUGGUGGACAGAUAAACACAUCAAGUUUCAGAAUCCAAGUUUAAAUAAUGUUCCUAGUGCAUUUGCAGGAACCACGAAGCCCCCAUACUGGCCUAAGCCUGUUUAUGAACUGGAUAAAGAGAAUGCAGAAAACAAUGGCUUCAUUAAUGAUGAUUUCAUCGUGUGGAUGCGGACAGCUGCCUUUCCCACUUUCAAAAAACUGUACCGUCGACUGAGUCGAAUACAGUAUUUUACCGAAGGCUUGCCUGCUGGUAGUUACCAUUUCAACAUAACCUACAACUUUCCAGUAACCAGAUUCCGAGGAGAAAAAUCAGUUGUUCUCUCCACCCUGACGUGGAGUGGAGGCAGUAGCCUUUUCUUAGGUCUCACCUACACAGUGACCGGAGCCAUGACGUGGCUGGCCUCCUUUUCCAUGAUGGCAAUUCACUUGAUGCUGAAAGGAAAGAAAAUGGUCCUCCCCCAGCAGUCAAGUCAAGCUUUAAAAAGAAAAGCAGAAAACACAGAAACGGACAGUGAAGUAACGGAGCCGAAGAUGUCUGACAAGCCUCAAAAUGACUGGAAUAUUUUAUCAAGAGGAACUGCAUUGACAGACCAAGUGCAAUUCCAGGUGGAUAAAUAA
Hipposideros armiger (great roundleaf bat) is the source of this 1185-nucleotide messenger RNA. RefSeq names its product cell cycle control protein 50C-like. The transcript has 7 exons. The coding region runs from base 1 to 1185 and encodes 394 amino acids. Gene Ontology annotation, biological process: phospholipid translocation. Gene Ontology annotation, cellular component: Golgi apparatus; endoplasmic reticulum; plasma membrane. Lineage: Eukaryota; Metazoa; Chordata; Mammalia; Chiroptera; Hipposideridae. The record is from RefSeq and is a predicted model, not a curated record.